AUGAAUAUUGUUCAUUAUGCGAUCACGUGGAGUCCCACGAUUGAUGCGGUGGCGACGAUUUGCUGCUUGAAAUCUUACAGACGGGCUUUCCUCGAGACUAUUUUCAACAUUCGGCCAGCAACGAAGCCCGAAGUUUGGCAAUUGAAAAAUGGGAAUGGACAGUUUGCGAAGACGUCCAAACGGGAAACUUGCUUUGCAAGACGCAUUUCGGCCGAUGAAAAAGCUAAUGGUACACCACAUGAAGGGCUGGCUCCUGACUAUCAAAUCUUUCGUUCGGAGACACCAAAUAUUAUGGUCCAGCCCAUUGAAAUGCCUGGUGAACAAGCCGAUCACCCUAGCCCUACACCCUUAGAACCACGCACUCUUUCUGCUCGAAAUCUGGAUGAAGAUUCUUUA
Mesorhabditis belari is the source of this 396-nucleotide messenger RNA. The record is from the annotation of a GenBank genome assembly. Lineage: Eukaryota; Metazoa; Nematoda; Chromadorea; Rhabditida; Rhabditidae.